Cooperia oncophora is the source of this 759-nucleotide messenger RNA. NCBI's taxonomy places the organism in Eukaryota, Metazoa, Nematoda, Chromadorea, Rhabditida, Trichostrongylidae. The record is from the annotation of a GenBank genome assembly.
AUGACCUAUACAAACAACACAGUCUCCACAUCCUGCACACAACACUACACAACCACACUCACCCUCGCACACACGCAACCAAAUCCACCUGUGCACCCGCACGCACUUAAGCUAGUGUCUGUAUGCAGAAAGCAUGAGAAAUGCUGUUUCUAUCUCCCGAAGGAAAGACGUGAAGUUGGCUAUUUCGGCGAUUUCAAAGUUACUGUCAAAGAGAUAAAGCCAGAUCCAUUUGAUGGCAUCAAGCACACAGUCUUGGACGUGAAAUGGGAGAUACAUCAAGACAACAAAGGAGUUUUUUCUGAGAAUGAGUUAUUGUCGAUGUUUAGUAGCAAGUCAGCCAUCGUACACCAUCUCGCUUACUUCAACUGGCCAGAUCACACUGCACCUUUGAGCGCAGCACCUACCAUAGGAAUGUUCAAGUUAUCCCGGACUUUAGCUAAUGGCGCUCCUAUCACCGUUCACUGUUCCGCUGGGAUCGGCCGAAGUGCAACAUUCAUUGCAAUUGAUUAUGCAUCGCAGAAGAUUCGCGAGAAACCAGAUGCUUCCAUGGUUGAUGUUAUAAGAGAUUUGCGUUGUCAAAGGUUCCAAGCAAUUCAAUCGGCUAUACAAUAUGUAUUCCUCCACAUUUGCCUCCUUGAGCUUUUUGCUGGUGAAGGCGCACUUAGCCGUGAUACAACAUUCAAUGACUAUCUGGACAGCUACGUUUCGAAUGAUAAAGCGAUACAACAAACGAGUAGAACAAAAGGAGAAAGAACGUGA